CGGCCUUUAGGGCUCCGCGGAGAUUAAAAUCGCGCAGCGCGCGCGCGGGCAGCUCAAAUCGUCUGCUCCAUUCGUCUCGCUCCUCGCCGGCCGCUGCGAGCCAUCAUGCUCUCCGUCCGCGCCCCGCUCGCCACCAUUACGGACCAGCAGCAGCUGCAGCUGUCGCCGCUGAAGGGACUCAACCUGGCCGACAAGGAGAACACGCCCCCGUCCCUGAGCGGGACCCGAGUCCUGGCCAGCAAGACCGCGCGGAGGAUCUUCCAGCCGCAUCAACAACAGAAGGGCAAGGGACCUUCCCCCAGCGUGGAGGACGAACCGCUGCUGAGAGAGAACCCCCGGCGCUUCGUGAUCUUUCCCAUCGAGUACCAUGAUAUUUGGCAGAUGUAUAAGAAAGCCGAGGCCUCCUUUUGGACGGCUGAGGAGGUGGAUCUAUCCAAAGACAUUCAGCACUGGGAAGCACUAAAGCCUGAGGAGAGAUAUUUUAUUUCGCAUGUCCUGGCUUUCUUUGCUGCCAGCGAUGGCAUAGUCAAUGAGAAUCUGGUGGAGCGGUUUAGCCAAGAAGUUCAAAUUACAGAAGCCCGCUGUUUCUAUGGCUUCCAAAUUGCCAUGGAAAACAUACAUUCUGAAAUGUACAGUCUCCUUAUCGACACUUACAUUAAAGACUCCAAAGAAAGGGAGUUUCUCUUCAACGCCAUCGAGACCAUGCCCUGCGUGAAGAAGAAGGCGGACUGGGCCUUGCGCUGGAUUGGGGACAAAGAGGCCACCUAUGGAGAGCGUGUGGUCGCCUUUGCGGCCGUGGAAGGGAUCUUCUUUUCCGGUUCUUUUGCGUCCAUUUUCUGGCUCAAGAAACGGGGACUGAUGCCUGGCCUUACCUUUUCCAACGAACUUAUUAGCAGAGAUGAGGGCUUGCACUGUGACUUCGCCUGCCUGAUGUUCAAGCACCUGGUGCACAAACCCUCGGAGCAGAGAGUGAAGGAGAUCAUUGUCAACGCCGUCAGGAUCGAGCAGGAGUUCCUCACCGAGGCCUUGCCCGUGAAGCUCAUCGGGAUGAACUGCACUUUAAUGAAGCAGUACAUCGAGUUUGUGGCUGACAGGCUCAUGCUGGAACUGGGCUUCAGCAAGGUUUUCCGAGUGGAAAAUCCGUUUGACUUCAUGGAGAAUAUUUCUCUGGAAGGGAAGACGAACUUCUUUGAGAAGAGAGUAGGCGAGUAUCAGAGGAUGGGAGUCAUGUCCAGUCCUACAGAGAAUUCUUUUACUUUGGAUGCUGACUUUUAAAUGAACUGGAGAUGUGCUCUUAUUUUGCUGAUUUUUUUUCCCCCUUUGUCAUUAAAAAAAAAAAAAAUCAGCUAAAGUAAAUCAGCCAGCUACACCACGCCUUGUCCAGUGUUUGUUAAUGGCACCUGUAAAACUGUGUAGCUACCUCAGUCAGUCCUGUUUCGUAACAGUGCUAUAGCAGUGUCACCUAAGGAGAGGACGUUUAAGCCCAGCCCCCUGGAUCCUUUGGAAGAUCCGGUCCUGCUUUGCAAACACGUGUUAGCUGCGACACCACCACAGCACUACGGCGAGGGGACCCCGGCAGCUCAGCAGGAUAAACACCGCCCAGGCAGAGAAGGCUGGCAGCCACACAGGCAAAAGUUUGCUGAACUGGUGGUAAAUCAGACUGGCACUUUUCACACAAACCGGAAACUGUACUGUCGGGGGAACGCCUGCUCAAAGUGCAAAGUUGUCAUGAAUUGAACCACUCUUUUUUUUUUUUUUGGUUUGUUUUUUGAGACAGGGUCUCACUCACUAUGUA
This is a messenger RNA of Fukomys damarensis (Damara mole-rat), 1795 nucleotides long. RefSeq names its product ribonucleotide reductase regulatory subunit M2 (gene Rrm2). Gene Ontology annotation, biological process: deoxyribonucleotide biosynthetic process. The record is from RefSeq and is a predicted model, not a curated record. Lineage: Eukaryota; Metazoa; Chordata; Mammalia; Rodentia; Bathyergidae. Bases 106 to 1275 code for a protein of 389 amino acids. The transcript is spliced from 9 exons. Gene Ontology annotation, cellular component: cytosol. Gene Ontology annotation, molecular function: ribonucleoside-diphosphate reductase activity, thioredoxin disulfide as acceptor.